AUGGGGUCAAAAUUAUCUUAUUGCAUCGGUAGCAUAAGGGAUCCCAACUACCCUCAUAACAAAUUAGUCUUAGGCGAUGGUGCAAAGAUAGAAGGCACUUCAACUCCACUAGAAGUCUACAAUGAACUUUACUAUCUAACCCUAGAGAGCAUCAGCCUCGCGGAAAGACGGCUUGAAAUUGAUCCAGAAAUCUUCAAGAGAACAGAAUCAGGCUCGGGUGGAACAGUCAUCGAUUCCGAAACAAUAGUAACCUUCUUAGCCACAAGUGCACACGUUGUGCUUAGAGAUAAAGUGCAAAAGUUGCUUGAUGGAAGAUUGGAAAAAGUGGAAAAGCCCGGUGUUCCUUCAGUACAAGUAUCUCCUGAGGGCAGUGACUUGAACGUUGUUGGGAUUAUGGCACAGCAGCAUUACAAUGUUGCCUAUGAUCUUGCUGCAAGCCAGGUUUACUUCCAGAGUAUUGAUUGUCAACUUCUUGAUGAUUAA
Malus domestica (apple) is the source of this 483-nucleotide messenger RNA. RefSeq names its product aspartyl protease UND-like. The record is from RefSeq and is a predicted model, not a curated record. Gene Ontology annotation, cellular component: extracellular region. Lineage: Eukaryota; Viridiplantae; Streptophyta; Magnoliopsida; Rosales; Rosaceae.